Molecule: messenger RNA, 1111 nt
Organism: Zea mays
Lineage: Eukaryota; Viridiplantae; Streptophyta; Magnoliopsida; Poales; Poaceae
Exons: 1
Coding region: 203-1018 (271 amino acids)
Biological process (GO): defense response
Source: RefSeq, a predicted model, not a curated record
AUCCGAGGCCGAAACGGUAACGCAUGCAUGCAUGGCCCGGCUGCCAAAUAUGCAGCGUCUGCGCUGUGACCAACUGUGCAACCAGAGCAUAGCAGCCUAAACUUGUCUCUACCAUCUCCUAUAAUUUUCCACCGUCGCUGUGACCAACUGAUGCUCCUCUCUUCGUUCGGACGCCUCCCCGUCCCCAGCUAGCCGGCGGGACAUGAUGCCGGCGCCGCCAGGCAACGUGGACGGGUCGUCCCCGUCGCACCUGCUUGAGGUGACCGUCAUCUCGGCGCAGGACCUGCAGCGGCGGCGGCUGGGCCGGCGCGUGCGCGCGUACGCCGUGGCGUGGGCGGACGCGAGGCAGAAGCUGCGCACGGGCGUGGACCACGCGGGCGGCGCCGCGCCCACGUGGAACGACCGGUUCCUGUUCCGCGUCGACGGCGCCUUCCUGCGCUCCGAGACGGCGGCGGUGACCGUGGAGGUGCGCGGCGCGGGGGUCCUGGGCGGGGACACGGUGCUGGGCGUCACGCGCAUCGUGGUGAGCACGUUCGUGCGCCCCGCCGGAGGCGCGCAGGUGGCGGCGCUGCAGCUGCGGCGGCCGCGCUCGCUCCGCCCGCAGGGGAUCGUCAACGUGGCCGUCGCGCUGCUGGACGCCGCCCGCGCGCCGCCGCUCGACGGCGUGCCUGGCUCGCCCGACGCCGUCGCCGUCAAGGACCUCGUGAUGCGGCGCCCGGCGGCGCCGCCGCUGCGCAAGGUGGGCGAGGCCAGCGAGGCCAGCGAUGAGCCGGAGAUGGGCGUGGACGAUGGGCCAGCGCAAGGCGACCAAGAGGCGCGAAACAACCCGGAGCUGGUCGGUCAGUCCGGGCACCUGGACCCCAGGGGCACCGCCGUGGAGCAGAGGAAGCUGGAGCUGACGCUGGCGAAGUGGAAGGCGGAGAUGUGGCCUGGCCUCAAGGAAGGCCGGCGCAGCGGCAGGCGGAGGCGGCGCCGGGCGGCGUUCUGCUUUCGGGGCAGCGGCGACUGGGACAGGUAGCAGCAGAGCAGACAGUGGCCCUGUUUGUUUCAGCUUUUUGGAGCUUCUGGCCACCAAAAGCUGCUGCGGACUGCCAAACGCUUAGCUUUUCAG